UAACUUGUAUAAUAAAAUAUUUAAGUUUAUGUGUACAUACGAAAUAUUGAGUUAUUCUAGUUGAUCCAUAAUAAAAUUUUAUAUCUACUACAAAAAAUGUCAAAUUAUUUUAUCUAAGCUUCCUUAUAAAGGGAAAUUUUGCGUCUACCAAACAUGUCGAGUUAAUCAACCUAGUGAUCCAUAUUGGAUUACUGGAGAAAAAAUUAUUCCUACUGUGCAACAUAUAACAGCGCGUAUAAAUUGUAUAAUGUGUGAUGCUUAUAACUACAAAUGUUUAGCACUUAACGACAAAAUAUUGUAUAUUGUUUAAUACAUAAAAUCUUAUUGUACUAAUCAUCUUUAAGAGGGAGCUAAUCUAAGAAAAUCAUUACACAUAUAAUUCAAUUCCUCAUUUUUCACACGCCUCACUCAUUAUAUCAAUGAUGAUGAUGCAAGUUUGAUUAAUUCCUUUUUUAUUGUAUUUGGAUCACAUAAUCUGAUUCUGGCUCAUUCUUGGACUUGACUGCUUAUGCGACCUGGAUAUUGUCCCGCCUUGAUUGCAUUGUCUAGCAGACUGCAGAUGGGGCUCAUGUACAGUGCAUACCACAUGUAAGCUAUGCACAUGGUCCUCCGAUGCAUACAGUUGAUGCCUACAAAACCAAUUCUAUCUCAGUACUAAUGAAGCUCUUGUCAUUUUUAUGAGGAAAUAAUAAUUUUCUUUAAGACUGUUACUUUUAUAUCCACAACAAUAGUGGUGAUGCAUUAUGCUGUUCUAGCUGGAGGUUGUGCUAUUUGCUAUUGUUUUCACAGUGAAAUUAUUGUUCUUAUUAAUGUGAACUUAGGAAUCUGACCCAACAGCAUAUUCUAUAACUGAAUCAUUGAAGUAUGCAAUAAACAUAUUGACGCCAAACAAUUCACUUCUUCAACAUAGGAUUCGACUGGGAGCUUUCUUGGGUUCAAGAAAAUCACUGUUGUGUUUGUUUUAGAGCUAUGAUUCGUAACAUGAUGAAGGAAGGAAAAAUUGUUCCCCCAGAAGUAACAAUUAAGCUUUUACUAAGGGCCAUUCUUGAGAGUGGAAAUGAUAAAUUUCUUAUUGAUGGGUUUCCCAGAGAUGAAGAGAAUCGUGCAGCCUUUGAGAGUAUUACCAAUGUGGAACCAGAUUUUGUGCUAUUUCUUGAUUGUCCAGAGGAGGAGAUGGAACGGCGUAUUUUAGCUCGCAACCAGGGAAGAGUUGAUGAUAGCAUCCAGACAAUGAGGAAACGCUUUAGAGUUUAUAUGGAUUCCACUGUCCCUGUACUUGAUCAUUACAACUCAAAAGCCAAAUUGCGGAAGGUUGAUGCUUCAAGGCCCAUUGAUAAGGUUUUUGAAGAUGUGAAAGUUAUUUUUGCUCCAUUUGGUGCCAAGGCCAAUAAUAGCAUGAGAAGAUCAAGCAUCCGUAUGGGAAUGGGACAUGAAAGGGUGAUUUCUCUUGUUGAAAGGUUAUGUAGAGCCACAAGAGACAUAAUAGCUUAUAUAUUCUCGAAGUUAAGAUCAUUCUACCCUCCUGCUUGCGUUACGAGAAAAGCCUUGAAAUCGACCUAAGCAAAGAUUUCUACGAUAGAACAAGCACCAUUAUUGUACUUCCUGUUACACGUCUCUCAUCUACAUGACUCCAUAUUGUGUAGGACAUUCUAUAUUUAAGUGACGAGAAGAUGGAAUUAUCUAACUCAGCAUGCAAGAUUUCUCAUUUUAGAUACAUUCACUAAGACUAGCUCGGCCCGACACUCUCUAGGCUGUGGCGUGCCGAGCUCAAGCCACGAAUGGGCUCAGGUUUGGUGGUGUCUGGCUGCCUGAAUGAAGGUUGAUCAAAUGCAUGAGCUGGGCCAUUCAUUACCUGUGUGCCUAGUUCAGUCGGUUUUAUCUACUCCUGACCCUCUUCAUUAUGCAAUUGGUGCUUUAUAUAGUCCCGCUA
This is a messenger RNA of Zingiber officinale, 1930 nucleotides long. Its product is annotated as UMP-CMP kinase 3-like. The transcript is spliced from 8 exons. The record is from RefSeq and is a predicted model, not a curated record. Gene Ontology annotation, cellular component: nucleus; cytoplasm. Gene Ontology annotation, molecular function: ATP binding; UMP kinase activity. Gene Ontology annotation, biological process: CDP biosynthetic process; UDP biosynthetic process; 'de novo' pyrimidine nucleobase biosynthetic process. Bases 970 to 1560 code for a protein of 196 amino acids. NCBI's taxonomy places the organism in Eukaryota, Viridiplantae, Streptophyta, Magnoliopsida, Zingiberales, Zingiberaceae.